Molecule: messenger RNA, 3370 nt
Organism: Betta splendens (Siamese fighting fish)
Lineage: Eukaryota; Metazoa; Chordata; Actinopteri; Anabantiformes; Osphronemidae
Gene: aopep
Product: aminopeptidase O (putative)
Exons: 18
Coding region: 167-2848 (893 amino acids)
Cellular component (GO): nucleolus
Molecular function (GO): zinc ion binding; metalloaminopeptidase activity
Source: RefSeq, a predicted model, not a curated record
AACUUUGACGGUAAUGCACAAAUAAAGUUUGCCAACCGCCAUAAACAUCCAAGAACCAAAGAACUACAAUCAACUAGCGUCUCUAUGACGUCAUCGACGCGCGACGUCGACAUGCGGGAUACAGGUUUAACCGACUUCUGCGUAGGUUUAACAGCCUUUGUGUGAAAUGGACCCAGAUGUGGACAUAAAUCCUGACACAGAUGACCUUCCGCUCCGAGCCAACACCAACGACAUACUUGUUAGACAUUAUGUUCUGGACCUGACUGUUCAUUUUGACCGGGAGGUCAUCAGCGGAAGUAUCGUUCUUUUCCUGGAGCCUUGCUCAGGAGUGAGGACUGAGGAUCACAUUGGCCCUGGACUUGAUAAAAAGGAUGGAACUGAGGGUAGAAGUAGCCAGGGCAGGUUUGUGGAUAGGCAGGAGGAUGGUAGAAAAGGGAUGAUUCGUGCAAAGCAGGAAAUGUUUGUUGCUGGUGAAGGAGACAGAGAAGAAUUGGAGGCUUUGUUUCAAACUGCAGCAGAAACCCAAAAUGCCCAGUCUUCACAUGUGUGGGAAACGAGCAGUGAUGAUGAUUUUACUGUAGUGCUGGACUGCUGUGACCUUGAUAUUUCAAAGGUCGAGGAAGUGGACGUCACCUUAGUGCCAGCCGCGUCCAGCCUUCUGCCAGAGGCUGCGUCUGGAGCGCGUUCAGGGGACCAACAGGCCGCACUUAUUCAAAGAAUAAUCUCGAUGCCCUCCAGCCGAUGGAGGCAGAAGCAGCAGCUCUUUUCAUUGUGCAGCCGUGCCCCCGGUGCCCAGGCCGGCACCUCACUGCUCUUUCAUCGAGAUCGGUGGAGUUUGCAGGUGAGGAAGAGGGGGACGUCGUCCCCUCAGGACUUCCCCCGUGCGGUUCGGAUCUGCUACGAGACGAGGCCGACGGGCGGCUCUGUGAGGUGGACCAAAGAUCAGGACGGCAGGGUGUGUGUUUACACUGCCGGUUCUCCCAUCAACAACCGAGCCCUCUUCCCCUGCCAGGAGCCGCCUGUUGCCAUGUCAACAUGGCAGGCAACAGUACGGGCCCCCAGUGAGUGUGUGGUUUUGAUGAGUGGGGAGGACCAGGCUGUGCUGACUGAGGACGGGGGCACACCGUUUUCAGUAUGGCAUUACCACGUCACCAUGCCGAUGCCUGCCUCCACCUUCACCCUGGCAGUGGGCCACUGGUGCCAAGUUUCACCAGAACCCCCUCCAGCACCGGCGAGAGGUGUGAGGGACUGCGUGGAAUGUAGUAAGAUGGACAAACCUGGGAUUGGUUCAGGGGAAUGGAGCGAAGCUGGGCUUUUGCCUGGACUUGGAAGCUCCUCCAGUGAAGUAGUAAAGGGCUCUCCACUCCAGACCUGCAGCGGAGACCAGACCACCCGCCCAGAUCCAGCUUUCUGCUACUGUUCCCUUGAGGAUGAGGGGCUCUCUGUAACUGAUUAUUCAGGCAUGGUGGAUGACGGCAUCGGUUGUUCCCAUGGUGACUACCCUUGCCGAUUUGCUGAGCAGUCGGCUAGGUCCCAGCGGGUGAUUCCUCACCGUGUGUUUGGCCCUGUGUGCUUGCUGCAGAAAGCCCAGACGGCCGUCCUCAAGCUGCUGCCCCGGUGUCUGGCUGCGGCCCAUGCUGUUCUAGGGGUCCAUCCCUUUUCACGCCUCGAUGUUCUCAUCAUCCCAGCAGGUUUCUCCAGUCUUGGCAUGGCCAGCCCCCAUAUCAUUUUCCUGUCCCAGAGCGUGUUGAACUGUGGGAGUCCUGGGGCUGGAGAGGACGGCCUGUCGCUCUGUGGGUCCAGGAUAUGCCAUGAGAUUGCCCACUCCUGGUUUGGCCUGGUCAUUGGAGCCAGAGACUGGACCGAGGAGUGGAUCAGCGAGGGCUUUGCCACCUACCUGGAGGACAUCAUCUGGGCUCGAGCACAACAACUCUCCCUACAAGACACAGAAGAACAGUCUGACCUGAAGGCAGUGCUGAGGUGGAGACGACUAUCUGAUGAGUUGCAGAACUCAGAAGAGGAACUUCAGAUCCUCAGGCCCAACAUGGAGAACACUGGUCGGGUCAGUGAGUCGGGCUCCUCCACAGUUAAACAUGCUCUCAACCCUGACAAAACCUUCAUGCAAGUCCACUACCUCAAGGGCUACUUCCUCCUCAGGUUCCUGGCCUGUCAAGUGGGGGAGCAGCCAUUUAUCGCCUUCUUCAGGUUAUUUGUGAAGAAAUACCACGGGCACCUCAUUUUGUCUCAGGAUUUCCUGCGAAUGCUGCUGAUUACGUUUCCCGACAUAGAGCGAGAAGGCCUCUCCCUCAGUGCUAUUUAUGCUGACUGGCUCGAUCGACCGGGAAUUCCAAAGUGGCUGCAUGAGAGGAGCGCCGUAUGGUCACGUUCAAGGCUGGUGGCGGAAGUCAAAGCGGAGGUUGCAAAAUGGAUUCUCCUCAGUCAGAGUCAUCAAGGGAGGAGGCGAAAGCGGAAGAGGAAAGAGCCCAAGGUGAACUACAAAGAGCUGGUGCCGGAGCAGCUGGUGAUGCUUUUGGAGCUCCUGUUGGAGGAAGCGGAGUUGAGCGCCGCGACGCUGCCUCUCCUGCACCGAACCUACGACCUGCAGAGCCGAGACGCUGAGGUGCAACAUCGCUGGUGUGAGCUGGUGGUCAAACAUGCACACACUCAGGCUUAUGGAGAUGUGGAACACUUUCUGAUCCAUAACCAGGCCAUGGGCGUGUACCUGUACGGGGAGCUGAUGCUUCACGAGGACGCUGAGCAGCAGGCCGUGGCUCGUCGCUGCCUCUUGUUGGUCCGGGGAGAAAUGGACCAAUCGGCACGCAGAGUGGUGGAGGAGAUGGUCCUGUGACAGCGGAGGUUGCCGACUACAGACGGAGAUGAUAGGAAUUUGGCUCAGAGGCGUGCGAGAGUCAGCCACUCACCUCCUCUUCCUCUGUGGGAGAGGGGACGCUGCAGAAUCACUCAGCAGUUUGAACACCAGAAGGCUGAGGUUUUCCUCCGCCGCCAAGGCCAACUGGCGAGGUUUCCAGCACAGCAGCUCUGUUCAUUCAAGUUUAAAAGAUAGCUGGCGUGUGGAAAGCACAGACAAUACCAGCAAUUUGUAGUCGUGCAUCAAACCUGAGCUGCUCUGUUACAGUAAGUUAGUUUCCGUGUGCGUGAAUGCAGGUGUCAUUUCACAUCGGUUUGUUCUGAACACGUGGGAGUUUUUAGAUUCAGACCGUAAAACAAACCUUAUACUGUAGUGUCCAUCAAUUUCACACAACUGUUGUCACUCAGGUCAGGGUUUUAUAACUUACAGCACAGUGAUUUUAUUUUCUCUGUAUCUUUUUUUCCAUAUGAAUUUUUUAAAAUAAAUAUUUUUUAAAGUACA